Molecule: messenger RNA, 5543 nt
Organism: Petromyzon marinus (sea lamprey)
Lineage: Eukaryota; Metazoa; Chordata; Hyperoartia; Petromyzontiformes; Petromyzontidae
Source: RefSeq, a predicted model, not a curated record
GCCGAUACAUUGUGGGAAAUGCAAUCCCUUUGCGCCGUUGCCAGGGGCGAGACGUCAAACAUGGCGGCGCUGCUGUAAUUCGCUUUUUUAGCGGCGCAGUCGGGAACGUUCAACUUGUCACGCCUUACCCGAGAUGUUCUAGCGUCGCCGGGAGCGCGGGGUAGGCUUCGCGAGUCGCCGCAAGCCAAGCAGACGUGCGUGAACCGGUGCGGCCAAGGCGUACCCACAGUUAACGGUUGUCGGAUAGAUUUCUUAACCCAGGCAGGGGCGACCUCGGCCGCAGGGAAAAGAAGGCCGCAAGAGAGUCGGUCUUCGGACUCUUGAGCUUCACUGACGAGUUCAAGGAAAGGAAGACGACGAGGAGGCGCCAUGGCUGAUGAAAACGAGCUCAUCAGCUCAGCGGAGAUCAUUAAAGUGUGUGCGUGCGUGUGCGCGCGCGAGCAGACCGCCUGUACUUCAGCACGCUGCGUAGUAAGCCGCGCAGCACGGCGAACACACACUACUUCAGCACGGACGAUGAGCUGGUCUACGAGAACUUUUAUGCAGAUUUUGGGCCCUUGAACCUGGCCAUGCUAUAUCGCUUCUGCUGCAAGCUCAAUAAGAAACUCAAGUCCUUCUCUCUGGCACGCAAGAGGAUCGUGUACUAUACGGGGCCCGACCAACGUAAACGAGCCAAUGCUGCUUUCCUCAUCGGCUCUUACGCAGUUAUCUACUUGAAGAGGACAGCUGAGGAGGCAUACCGCCCUCUAGUGGCUGGUAACACACCCCCUUACCUGCCCUUCAGAGAUGCUUCAUUCGGACCGUGCAGCUUCAACCUGACCCUCGUUGACUGUCUGCAGGGGGUCAGCAAGGCACUGCAGACUGGCUUCCUGGACUGUACGCGUUUUGACUUAGAAGAGUAUGAGCAUUACGAGCACGUUGAGAAUGGAGAUUUUAACUGGAUCGUACCCGAGCGGUUCCUGGCAUUCAGCGGUCCCCACCCAAAAAGCAAAGUGGAAAACGGCUACCCGCUACAUUCCCCAGAGUCCUACAUCCCGUACUUCCGUAAGAACGGCGUCACCACCGUCAUCCGGCUCAACAAGAAGAUCUACGACGCGCGGCGCUUCACGGACGCGGGGCUGGCGCACCACGACCUGUUCUUCCCGGACGGCAGCUCCCCGAGUCCCGAUAUCGUGCGCAAGUUCUGUGAAAUCUGCGAGGGCACACGGGGCGCCGUCGCCGUGCACUGCAAGGCGGGGCUGGGCCGCACAGGCACGCUCAUCGCGUGCUACCUCAUGAAGCACCACCGCCUCACCGCUGCCGAGGCCGUUGCUUGGAUCCGCAUAUGUCGGCCGGGCUCCAUCAUCGGGCCCCAGCAGCACUUUCUGCUCGAGAGGCAAUCCGGCCUAUGGGCUCAGGGGGAGGCGUUCCGUGCCAAGCAGCAGCGUGUGGGCUCGGGCCCCACGGGGCGCGAUGGUACGGCACUGGGCGUGUCGCGGAUCCUGGCGCGUGUCGAUGACAUCAGUCUGCGCGACCCGCUCGGCCCCAUCUCCCCCUCGUCAUCAUCGCCAUCACUGCACGCCACGCAGAUCGAAGACUAUGAGGAGCAGGUGGAGGGCAUGGGCCGUAGUGGCCCCACACAGGGAGACAAACUUCGCGCUCUUAAAAACCGGCGACACACUCGGCAUGCCGCCACCACCGGCCCCACCGCCACCAGCAGCAGCAGCAGCGCUGGCAGUGGCAGCAGCAAGCAGCGGGCCGUCACCACACGGCACUCGGCAAGCCUUGCUCACCAGCGGAAACUUGAGGCAGGGAGAGACACGCAUGAACACGCGCUCCUCUUCCCAACAGCUGAGGACGGCGACGGUGCAGGGUGCUGCCGCCGCUUCCACAUCAUCAUCAUCACUGUCGCCGUCGUCUCCGGUGAAAUCGGCAAAGUCUCCAGCAUCGUUGGGCGUCCAGAGCAGUGCCCGUGUCACCCGGCACUCCACCGGGGGAGGGGGCCACCCCGCCCUCAAGAGCAGAGGCCGGCAACGGAGGAGGGAGCGAUGUGGGAGGCAGCUGCCCCCGGUCAGCCAUGCGCCGUCUCUACAGGCAUCACGGAGCCAGUACUAACGACCCCUGAACUCCCAAGAUGCUUUGCGGUGGAAGGGGCUACAGUUGGGCCUGGGGUGCAUGCGAAGUGACUUCAUCGCAUACUCCGCCAGCAACUCUCGUACACGUGUGUGUGUGUACCCAUGCGUGUACACAUACCCAAUGUGUGUAUAUGAUACAUAUCUGUGGACAAUACAAAGCUUUGUAUAUGUACAUACGUGUUUAUACUUGCAUCUGUACACGUGUGCUUGCAUACACACCUCUUUGAUGUAUGUGUACGGUACGUAUCGAUGUAUAGUACAUAUGUCCCAGUGUGUACGUACGUAUAUGUAUCUAUGUACGUACUAGGGUUGUUAAGAUAUUUUUUUACUUUACAGGUAAUCGCAUGAAAUAAAAUGGUUACCGGUUUGCGGCACAGAAAUGUCUAGAGUUAAGGACACAAAUGUGUUUAGUUUUUUAACCCUUUCCCAUUCUGAGAUGUCUGCAAGUUGCAGGGUGGGUCCUGUUCACCGCUAAAUCUCGGAACAUGCAAGUGGUUCAACGUUCAUUUUAUUUAAAGAGGCAUAGCACCGUUGUUUUUAAAGUCAUUGUGCUCUCCGCAGAGAGAACUGUAGUGACAUGACCUCACUGUAAUAUAGCUAACGCCAAACUCUGCCACACCUUCUCCCACAUGAUCUUGUGGGAGCCUCGAUAUGACAAAAUUAUUUUAUUAUACGUGUAUGUCACGGAAGCAAAACUGAUUACUUACACCUACGUCAUUAGAAUGGGAAAGGGUUAAUUGAGAAAUGAAGGCAGCUUCCACAGGGAUGGUGUAGCAGUCAGCACACUGGACUUGCAAUGCAAAGAUCGCCAGUUAAAUUCCAUCUCGUGGCACGGCAGUUGAAACAACACCCCCCCCCCCCCCACAAUGUAUUCUGUCCACCCACCAGUGUACAUGAGUGCACUACAGUCGAUCGGCAGGUUUUGUGUGGUGGGGUAAAGUGUGGGUACGUCCACCUUUUCCAGUAUGUCUGGUCAGUGAGGCAUAGUAGAACAUACUUCAAGUGGAGGCCCUUCUGCCAGCAAUGGCGUUAGCGGAUACUUGCAGGGCUGCACCUUUACCUCUUAAGGUGACAUUAGGCGUCCUUUCCAUAUAUCCGCCGUCCUCUCCUUAGGUCCGUCACAUGUGCCAAUCAGUAGAUUACAAAAAUUCCACUGAAAUGUAUUACGGGUUCUGAUAUUCGUAACCAGUUACCGAUUCCGAUAACGGUUCCCAGUUUACCGGUUACUGUUUGACAACCCUAGCACAUACACACAUGUAGGUCAGGCAUAUAAAUAUUCCCCCCCGGGUAUUGAAUGCAGGGUUGAGGUUUGAUUUAAGAAUAGAUUAUUGUUUGUCUCGUUUGUACCAUCUCGUUUGUAUUGUUUCUUGUUUUGUCUCAUUUCAUUAACCUGUAUGAAAAAUUAACAGAUAAUUUGCAUCGUAUUUUUAUAAUGAAUUCUCAUGAACUUGAGAAUGGAUUUUAAUUGGUGAAUCGCUAUGUGCCUAAUCUAUACUCCGUAUAUAUAUACACACACGCGUACAUACUCUAGCACAUAGCUAUAAUGUAUAUACAUACAAAUACCCGCACAUAGGUACACACAUUACACACUAGCAUGGCUGAAUAAUCCCUGCUCUGUUGUAUAAAUUAUAGGAUAGUGCCAUUAGUGAGCAUCUAUUUAGAGUGACAAUACUCGAGGAGGUGAAUGCAAAGCCACGUUUGUAUAUGCAUAGCUCAUACGUGCAGAAACAGCUAGUAGGAGUACUUAGGAUAAGUAGAGACACUAAUCAAUGUUCUUUACUAUCAAUGCUCCCCACCUACACCAACCCACAAUGACUUGCACGGUGAAGUAUGGUUAAACAACCCCCAUGCCCCGCACAGCGUGGUAAGGCACUCUUUCAUCAGUGGAUUGACACAAGGGCCGUCCGCGUUUACACACAUUUACAGUUUGUAAAGUUGAAAUGGGUCAAAUAUGGCGAUAUAUAACGUGGGUUUGGGAUUAAAGUAUAACUUUUUUAACGAGCGGAGUAUUCUAUGCAAAAGAAAGCUAAUUAAGUGUAGAAGUUUGUGGCCGGUGUUCGUAGGUCUAACGUAGAAGCUAACCAGGCCCAAAGAACCUGAUUCACAAACGACGCGACACAUCGACCCUUUUAAAUAACGCGCCAAUGGAAAUGGUUCAUGAAUAGGUGCAGAACUGUUCAGUAACACGACGGUAGAACACAUUGUUUUAUUCAAAAGUGAAAAUAUGUGCCUGCUUUAUUGUGGUAGUGCUCAUCCCCCGAUCACACCCAUGAACCAGCAAUGGAAAUUCCACAUUUUUAUGGCGGGGUAAGUCUACACAACAACCACUUUAAUUCCCCACAGAGUGAUGCUCAUUUUAUCAACCAUGGUGGGGUGGGUUCAUGGGCUAUCAACCCCCCAACCAACAUUUGGACUCAACUUCAAAUUGCGAUCUGCUCACUACCACUUGGCCAGAUUCUAUUGUGAUAUAUUAAGCAAUGUCGACAAACAAUUAGUUCAAUUAAUCGUUUAAACUUGGUACUAAAGCAAAACUGAGUAUCUGAGCACUGCUGUCAAGAUCGCUUCACCUGCAACACAGGACUUUGUAGAGACAGCGACCACAACCAUCGCAUUGACCACAGCAAUAAGAACGAUAAAGUACCAAGCAUGACUAAAGCAGCAGUACACAAUACGCUCAGCACUACCACAGUCGUCAUUACCGUUGAUGUUUUAAAGUACACUAAUAUAUGUAACAUGCAUGUACACUAUCUAGUUUUCAAGUGCACCUGAAGGCGGAGUGAGAUUUUGACAAUUAUAUUUGCGAAUGGUUUUUACAAAAACGUGUGUGCAGCAUUCAGUGGGAACGUGACGUUUGGCAUGUAUUGUUGGGAUAUGCUAAUCAUGUUUGCGAGAAGCUUUUAAAAAAUCAAUUUUCGUUUAAAAUCCGAAACGUUACGACCACGACGGUAUUGUCUGGCGAUGAUCACGUGGGGCCCUGUGCUCACGUGGGAAUACGCGUCUGGACGUCGCCGCGAGAUUGUGCGUCACGCCGAACAUGGUUAUAUUUUUAUACCCACGUACAGUACCCAUAUGCAAGUAUUUCUUAUCCCAUUUAUAACAUUUAAAAGUAACCACCACAAAGGGCGGGACUGUGCACAAUAUUAGUAUUUUUAUAUUGUCACCAUCGGAAUAGCGAUUGCGAGAUUGUUCCAUGUUUAACGUCGAUCGACCGGAAUGUUCAUUGUCGAAUUGUCCUCGUUGAUCAUCUGGACGCGUUGAGCCCAAUUUUUGUGCAAUGUGAAUGAGUCUGGUGGGGGCUGAAUGUUCUAUUACUUUGGCGGGAAGAAAAAAGUGGGGGGGGGGGGGGGCUAUUUACACCGUCCACCUCCCUUCUACCCUAAGUGUAGGGUGUAGCAACCAAUGUGUAUUAUUAAACUUCUCGAGACUGUA